Molecule: messenger RNA, 3312 nt
Organism: Daphnia pulicaria
Lineage: Eukaryota; Metazoa; Arthropoda; Branchiopoda; Diplostraca; Daphniidae
Gene: mib1
Product: E3 ubiquitin-protein ligase MIB1-like
Exons: 20
Coding region: 126-3239 (1037 amino acids)
Biological process (GO): protein ubiquitination
Cellular component (GO): cytoplasm
Molecular function (GO): protein binding; zinc ion binding; ubiquitin-protein transferase activity
Source: RefSeq, a predicted model, not a curated record
CUCUGUACCUAGCGUCGUCUGCUUCGGAUUGCUAUUCGUUCGUCAAUAAAUUCUAGACAACAAUUGGCCUCUUGUUUUUCCAUUGAUUAGACUUUCGUCUUUAAACAAAAUUGACGAGAAGCACAAUGGAUAUCACUCCCGCCCCAUCUAAUAGAGCAAACCGUUUUAUGUUAGAAGGCGUAGGGACUCGUGUUAUUCGUGGACCUGACUGGAAAUGGGGAAAACAAGAUGGGGGUGAAGGCCAUGUGGGAACUGUGAGAAAUUUUGAAUCUCCUGAAGAAGUGGUUGUUGUCUGGGAUAAUGGGACUGCUGCCAACUAUCGUUGUUGUGGAGCUUAUGAUCUGCGCAAUCUAGAUAGUGCUCCAACUGGCAUUAAACACGAAGGAACAAUGUGUGAUACAUGUCAUCAACAACCCAUAUAUGGGAUCCGAUGGAAGUGUGCAGAAUGCACAAACUAUGACCUGUGUUCAAUAUGUUAUCAUAGUGACAAACACCAUCUUAGACAUAGAUUUUACAGAAUCACAACUCCUGGUACUGAAAGGGUUUUGCUUGAACCCAGGCGAAAAAGUAAGAAAAUAGGAAUCCGUGGUAUUUUUGCUGGUGCACGCGUUGUCCGAGGAGUAGACUGGCAAUGGGAGGAUCAAGACGGCGGAAAUGGCAGACGUGGGAAAGUAACAGAAAUACAGGACUGGUCAGCUGCUAGUCCUCGAUCAGCUUCCUACGUUAUAUGGGAUAACGGUGCUAAAAAUCUCUACCGCGUUGGUUUCGAAGGAAUGGCCGAUCUGAAAGUUGUUAACGAUGCCAAAGGUGGGACGGUCUACAGAGACCAUCUACCACUGUUGGGUGAACAAGGUCCAGGACGUUCUGGCCUUCAUGGAUUUGCUAUUAGUGACCAGGUCAAUGUCGACCUAGAUUUAGAAUUGGUUCAAACAUUACAGCACGGCCACGGGGGUUGGACUGACGGCAUGUUUGAAUGUCUUGGAACAACCGGCACUGUUGUGGGAAUCGACGAAGACCACGAUAUUGUAGUAUCUUAUCCUAGUGGCAAUAGAUGGACGUUCAACCCAACAAUCCUUCGAGUUGUCGUAUCAAGCCCACCGCCGGGAAACUCAAACGUUGACGUUCAAUUGCAAUUUUCUGUUGGGGACCUAGUUCAAAUUUGCAGCGAUCUUGAGCGCAUAAAAAUUUUACAGCGUGGACAUGGCGAAUGGGCAGAAGCCAUGGCACCGACAUUAGGAAAGGUUGGCCGUGUCCAGCAAAUUUAUCACGACAACGAUCUGAAAGUGGAAGUCUGUGGUACAUCCUGGACGUACAACCCGGCAGCUGUGACUAAAAUUGCUUCUGAUGGUUCUUUGCCAGGAGCCAGUAACGGAGAAAACUUAAGUGCUUUGUUAAAGAAGUUGUUUGAAACUCACGUUACUGGAGAUGUUCACGAAGAAUUGGUCAAAGCCGCUGCCAACGGAGACACUCAGAAAGUUGAAGAGAUCCUCAAGCGAGUAGAUGCUGAUGUCAAUGGAGUGUUCGCAGGACACACGGCCCUUCAAGCAGCCAGCCAAAACGGUCAUCUUGAAGUGAUCAAAGUGCUACUGCGGUACAAAGCCGACGUCGAAAUCGAGGAUAAAGAUGGAGACCGUGCCGUUCAUCAUGCGGCCUUCGGCGAUGAGCCAUCCGUUAUGGAAGUAUUGGCGCAAAGUGGAGCGGAUCUCAAUGCCCGUAAUAAACGCCGCCAGACAGCGCUGCACAUCGCCGUCAAUAAAGGCCAUGUCGGCGUCGUCAAAACGCUGCUUGAGCUAGGUUGCCACCCCAGCUUACAGGACUCUGAAGGAGAUACGCCGCUGCACGACGCCAUUUCCAAGAAGCGGGACGACAUGCUGACGCUUCUCAUCGACCACAAUGCCGACAUCACGCUCACCAACAAUAACGGAUUCAAUGCCCUGCAUCACGCCGCUCUGCGAGGCAAUCCAAGUGCGAUGCGCGUCCUGCUGUCCAAAUUGCCACGGCCGUGGAUCGUUGACGAGAAGAAAGACGACGGCUACACGGCCCUCCAUUUGGCGGCGCUCAACAAUCACGUUGAAGUCGCUGAGCUACUUGUCCGCGCCGGCCGGGCUCAACUUGAUUUGCAGAAUGUCAAUUUGCAGACGGCCUUGCAUCUGGCAGUCGAGCGACAGCACACUCAAAUCGUUCGGCUGCUGGUGAGGGAAAACUGCAGCCUCAACUUGGCCGACAAAGAUGGUGACACUCCACUGCACGAGGCUCUACGUCACCACACGCUUUCCCAGUUGCGACAGCUCCAAGAUUUGCAGGACGGCAGCGGGAAAACCUCGACGGCCACGUCCGGUCAUAAUUACUCGCUGCUGAUGGGGCUCGGAACACAAGGUGCCAACAAAAAGUCGUCGGCCUCGAUUGCCUGUUUCCUCGCAGCCAACGGAGCCGACCUGACCAUCAAAAACAAGAAAGGAUUGACUCCUCUGGAUCUCUGCCCGGAUCCUAAUCUAUGUCGGGCGUUGACCAAAUGCUACGGAGAGAAAUCCACGCGUGGCGAGUGCGGUGCUCACGGCGACACGUUAUCACAAGAGAUGGGCGCCGUGGCUUUGGCCGACAUGGCCUGCGACCUCGGCGACACCGCCGACGAGUGCAUGGUCUGCUCGGACCUGAAACGUGACACUUUAUUCGGACCUUGCGGUCACGUCAAUUGCUGCUCGGCCUGCGCUCCUCGCGUCAAGAAAUGCCUCGUCUGCAAGGAUCCCAUAACGACCCGCACCAAGAUUGAAGAGUGCGUCGUGUGCUCGGACAAGAAGGCGUCCGUGCUGUUCCGUCCCUGCGGCCACAUGUGCGCCUGUGAUGGCUGCGCCGCUCUCAUGAAGAAGUGCGUCCAAUGUCGCUCGCAAAUCGAUCGCGUCAUCCCCUACGUUGUCUGCUGCGGCUUGAACAACCAGGCCAGCCUCUCGCCCGGCUGUCGUAGCCCGAUCAGCGCCGAAAUUGGCCGUCCGGCAGGGAUUUCACCCCAGGAGGGACCGAUGAUGAAUAACGGAUGUCGAGAUAACAGCAACACGGACGUCCAGAAGCUCCAGCAGCAGCUCCAGGAUAUCAAAGAACAAACGAUGUGUCCGGUCUGCAUGGACCGAUUGCGCAACAUGAUCUUCCUCUGCGGUCACGGAACGUGCCAAAUGUGCGGCGAUCGCAUGUCCGAGUGCCCGAUCUGCCGGAAGGCAGUCGAAAAACGCAUCCUGCUCUACUAGACUUAGGACGGUACACAAUUAUUAGAGACGAGAGAGUCGUUCUUAUUGGCGACAAUACGUGAUGGAAUCAUUU